AUGGCUUCAAUCCUCACGGCCAUUGGCCUCCGUGCCAGCGAUACCCUCAAUACAUCUAUACCCAAUUAUGGCCCCUCCUUCGUUGGAUUCCACUUCAUAUACGCUUACGGUGUUCUUUCUUCGCGUACCCUCAAGCAAUGGUACGGUGUCGACCAUCAAGCAUCACCACGCGAGGAUCUCGCCAAAUAUGGUGAAGCAGCUGUUCGAGAUGGCAAAUUGACACGCAAACAACUUGGCAUGCUCAAACGCAAUGAAGCGGCGCAUGCCAACUCGGUUGAGAACUUUACUCUUCUCGUUGCGAGCAUUCUAUUUGCAUCACAUGCGGGUGUUCCUACCCAGACUAUCAAUGUUGCGGGAUUGUCUUACACACUUGCGAGGCUUUGUUAUGGAGCUGUCUAUAUUCUCAUUGAUCAUCCCACCUGGAGUCAAUUACGCGGUUUAGUUUGGUGGUGGGGAAAUGCAAGCUGUCUCUAUCUUUUGUGGCAGGCUGGGAAGAAUCUUGCUUCCUAA
Penicillium waksmanii is the source of this 510-nucleotide messenger RNA. RefSeq names its product MAPEG family protein. Gene Ontology annotation, cellular component: membrane. Bases 1 to 510 code for a protein of 169 amino acids. The record is from RefSeq and is a predicted model, not a curated record. The transcript has a single exon. NCBI's taxonomy places the organism in Eukaryota, Fungi, Ascomycota, Eurotiomycetes, Eurotiales, Aspergillaceae.